Fulvia fulva is the source of this 2508-nucleotide messenger RNA. RefSeq lists its product as uncharacterized. The record is from RefSeq and is a predicted model, not a curated record. Bases 1 to 2508 code for a protein of 835 amino acids. The transcript has a single exon. Lineage: Eukaryota; Fungi; Ascomycota; Dothideomycetes; Mycosphaerellales; Mycosphaerellaceae.
AUGGCUGAUGCGCAGAUGGGAAGACUACCAUUGUACCCACAUCGACUAGAUAUGUGGUCGGAUGCGCCUACCUCCUUCGAUCUAGUCGAGUUCCGUAGACUGGCGCAGCACAAUCGACAACUACUCACUCGACACAGGGCCGAGCACAGUCGUAGCACACCACAGCAGGUCCCUGAACCUCCAGAUGCGACGAUAGGUGGUACAGAACUGACUAGAGUCCUCAAGUUGAGACUCCACAAAGAGUCCACCGCAGCGAUGCCUCGAUCAGUCACGUACGCCGUGACUUUGCCUACAGAAGCGAUACGAGAGCAAGUCUACUGGUUUCUGUUAGCUCGCGAAGGCAUCGACCCACCGCGAUAUCGAGCACGUGGUAACACCAGGCUACACCAAAUGUCCUAUCGCGAACUCAUGGACAUGGCGAGAGCCCACGACGCACCUGACUGGGUUAUCGCAGGUCCACUUCCGCAUGAAGACGAUGCCAGUGCGUUGGAUGACCGUAAGCGCAGCGAUAUUGUCCGCGAGUGGUUACUCCUCCAAGCAAUCGAUGACUUCGAGAGCAUCGGUACCGAUGCUACCGACCCUUCUCUGCUGCCCGAUCCUUCUUUGCGAUUCGACGAACGUGCGCAGACCUGGAACCGUCGCCUCCAGGGCCAACGCCGAGACCUGCAACAACUGCAGUCUUACGUGCGACGCCAAUUUGCUCCUGAUGAGGCUAGCGGUGCUGGCCAUCUCUGUGGAAUAGACGCCUUAGCUCAGGCGUUCCAUGCUACACGCCGCCUCCAUGAGAGACUGCCACAGAGACUCGAACUUGACGACAUUAUGCGCCUUCGAUUCAGCAACUGGCAGCCCAAUGCGUAUCUUCCUGACAACUACAUUGGAACGCGAACACCAGAGUAUGACAACUUCCUCCAGCAGAUCUACCUGCCCCAUGUUAGGGGCCUUACCCCAGCAGAUCCAGUAUUCGAGGCAGAGCUAGAGGUUCUCUCUACUGUCAACAAUGUGGAUGUCACACAAUUGUAUGUGACACUACUGUUCCUCCAGCACUACACUCAGACCAACGAUGCCUCAGUUUCCAACUACGUAUUAGGCAUGGUCACAGAUGGGACUAGACCUGAAGACCCAGCUACAGCUCACAUUCUUGGCGAUGUCGACGAGAACACGAGGAUUGUCUGGCUGCAUAACGACAACGCCGAGGGUAGCGACUUGUCAAACAUUCUGCAAGAGUAUGGGCACGAGCCUCUUCUCGGCCACUGGAGCCCUUUCGUUCAGUACGGUGAACGCGUCGAGCAGCUGGAUGCUUGGGGUCUGUAUAGGCCGGGCUCAGAGGAGCUGAGAGGUGGUGUUGUGGGCACUCAUUCUCGAUACUCACGUCGGAGUGCUAAGCAUCGCCGCACAGCAGAGAGAGACAAGGACCACAGACGUCAGAUGCGAAGACUACAGAAGUGCUUGAACUGCCAGACCACAGGAAGCUCUUGCUCCCUAGCUGGUACUACUAAGAGCAACGUCAAAUUCACCGAUCAACGCUGUAGCAAUUGCGAGGAAUUAGGCGUUGCGUGUGAAUGGGACGAGUCAUUCGAAGUUGUAGACCGGAACACCACGAUGGCAGACCUCCUGAAGAAUCCGGACCUUGGACGAUACUGGGAUAUACCGGACCCCGAUUGGGCCACUAUUUGCGAGGACAUUAAGAACGCCCAAGCUACUCCAGCUAUGGACUCUAGACCCUUCGCCUUGCAUAUUCACGCUAUGCGAGUCUCCUCUCAGGCCACCCCGGCGUACCUUCAAAUGCUUAUCAACCGCUUGGCCCAGUUCCGCCUUCGUGUCAACAACUACACGAACUCUGGCGCGAACAACCCAGAAGCCGAGCGCCCUGGUGGCGCUAAUACGCCCCUUCAGUUCUUCGGUAUGGUCGUGCAACGUCGUGGCGUCCUUCCCUGGCCGAUCGCUGUCACGAACGGACUAGCCGAUCCGUAUCUCAUCGCUUUGGUCAACCUUCUCGACAGCUGGCUAAACCCACAAGCAGCCGUGCCUACGGCUAUCUUGAUUACGACAAGUGGUGUAGCCGGUGCAACUGUGCCAAUUACUGGAUUCGGUGGCUAUGGUAUUGGAUUCUUUAGCAAGCUACAGCAGAUUGACCAAGCUCGCGGCUCGAAUCUAGCUAAGAACACUGAUCUUAUGACGCUAAUCGAGCACCACGUCCACCACGGUUGGCCUCAUUCGCUCCCACAGCACUGGCAGCAGUUCUUUACUAUCGAGCGCAACAAGUACAUGAUGCGCAACAAGCUAGCCGACCUGAUCACCCGGCACACUCAACAGAUGCACGCUGCAGAUACACAUACUGCUGUGCCGGCCGUCUUUCCUAAUGCCCUUGGUCAGGACAUUGCAGCUCGACUUGAUGCGCACCCGGAGCUUCUCGCUGAGCAAGCUGCUUGGCGGUAUCACUGGCUUAACCCAGCUCAGGCAUUCGAGGCUAUGAUGCGCAAUAUUGGACGCAAUAACUCUUGGAUUUGA